Messenger RNA from Bufo bufo (common toad), 1801 nucleotides. Its product is annotated as SH2 domain-containing protein 2A-like. The record is from RefSeq and is a predicted model, not a curated record. Lineage: Eukaryota; Metazoa; Chordata; Amphibia; Anura; Bufonidae. The transcript has 6 exons. Gene Ontology annotation, cellular component: cytoplasm. The coding region runs from base 10 to 1266 and encodes 418 amino acids.
CAUCCAGGAAUGUCAAAAAAUGACAAGAAAGGGACAUUAAGUAGAAGACCAAUGGAAAUGCCAGUGAUGCAGGGUUCAGAUGAUGGCCUUCCUGACUGGUUUCAUGGAAUUAUGUCACGUAGAGAUUGUGAAGAGCUUCUGAAAAACAAGGAGAUAGGACAUUUCAUUAUCAGAUUAAGCCCGAGAACUUUUGGCUACAUUCUGUCAUACAAGGGGAAAGACAGAUGCCGACACUUUGUUAUAAACCAGUUGUCAAAUGGAGAAUUGGUCGUAUCGGGGGAUUCAUAUUCCCAUGAUAGUUUGCCUGGUUUGAUAGCUUAUUACCAAAAUACACCUAUUGAACCAUUUGGAGAGAAGCUGUCGCUAAAUUUUAUUAAGUUUUCUGAAAAUAACAAGUACGACAACAUUCAGGGACCAAAUUCAAAGGUAGAAAAAUCCCGGCAUAACGCAGACAAUCCUAAGAAAAACCCACAUGGACAAAAGAAGAAAACUGUGGCUAGUGCACAGGACAUUGCACCACCAUUACCAGAGAGAAAUAGGUCACUAAAUACAGAUGAUGAUGAGCAAAUCUACGCAAAGCCUAAAAAAGAGACAAACGGAAAAACAUAUUCUCCAAGUAAUAACCCAGAUGUUUAUUAUUCUGCUGUAAACGAAACACCCAUCAAUCAGAAGGAUAUCGUAAAGACCAAUCCCCAAAAUGUGCUUUAUUCUGUUGUUAAAUUUGAUAAUAGUUUACCUUCUGCCCUGGGCCACCUGCAAGGCUCAUCACAAGAAGUGGACACUAGAAAAUCCAAACUAAUUUCCAGCUUGAAUGAGCUUUCAGGAUGUGAGAUUUUGGAGAUGAGGUUUGCAACAUCUAUUCAGACAGCUAACAGUAAAACAUUAAGUGGUCAAUUCAUACAUACUGGGGCUGAAAGUCCCGGCAGCUCAUUUUUGUUUCCAGCUGAUAUAUCCCUCUCUGAAGGUGAAGACAUCUAUGCACAAAUACCAUUUAGGGACCCCCACUACAAAAAUGAAUACCAUACAGUGGACAAGACAUCAAACUACUCUAUGCAAGCUACAAACACUGUUGAUCAUAUUUCCACACGGAUAUCCAAGGAGGUAACGUCUAGAGAAAUUAACAAGAAAGUGACCCAUGUAAGCACUGCACAAGACAAUGUGUACGAAACGAUCUCAACCGAUUUCACCAAACUAGCCAUGAGAAAACAGAAUGCUGCUAAGGUUGAAAAGCAAAAAAGAUUCCUUUUUGGGGACAAGAAAAAAUAACACUUUCAUCUGAAAUAAAAAAAAAAAUUGAGGAUAGAGGAUCCAGCCCCAGCAUCGAAGUGGCUCACCAGAGUACCAGAGAUUCCUCCAUGGGCUCAGGCUCUGAAACCUUGGUGGGCCUCUAAGCUCCUAGAUAUAAAAAAAAAAGCUGCCUUUGGAGCCAAUAACUUGCCACUAGGGUCUAUUUCUUUGAAUCAAAAUUUAUUAGACUGUAUUAAUGAUAUGAGGUUUGGACACUGAGAAUAAUUUCCUCUGGUGGGCCGAAAAACUCUGACCCUGCACACUCCUACAUGUUUGUUUUUUACAUUUGACUUUUGAAGUUCUGGAGAUUAAUAUUUAAAAUAUGCACAGUUAGGAACUUCACUCAAGAAAACAAAAGCGCAGAGAAAUUACCAGUACCAUAACGAAAACCCAACAAACCCCAUUAUCGUCAGAGGGGUCUGUCGGGCAGCAUUGAUGUCCAUCAUCUAAAUCUGAUGUAUUGGCACUUCCAUCAUUUUUGCAGUUCUGCACCUAUGAUGGAAAUGAUUAGACG